Seriola dumerili (greater amberjack) is the source of this 4695-nucleotide messenger RNA. It is a transcript of the gene grin2aa, whose product is annotated as glutamate ionotropic receptor NMDA type subunit 2A. The transcript has 14 exons. The annotation marks the transcript as partial. Lineage: Eukaryota; Metazoa; Chordata; Actinopteri; Carangiformes; Carangidae. Gene Ontology annotation, biological process: excitatory postsynaptic potential; monoatomic ion transport; synaptic transmission, glutamatergic. Gene Ontology annotation, molecular function: NMDA glutamate receptor activity; transmitter-gated monoatomic ion channel activity involved in regulation of postsynaptic membrane potential. Gene Ontology annotation, cellular component: NMDA selective glutamate receptor complex; plasma membrane; postsynaptic membrane. The record is from RefSeq and is a predicted model, not a curated record.
CAUCCUGUCUCCAUGCAGGGGAUGAAGUGGUUUGGCAGUAUGUCCCUCAGCAGCAAAAGGAGUAAGAGGAGGAGUAGAAGGAGCAGCAGCUGUAGCAGUAGUAGUAAUAGUGUGCUGCUCUCCUUGGCUCUCCUGGUGGUGGUGACCCUCAUCACGGACCCCGCGGCGGCGCAAAAGCAGCGAAGUGGCGGCGCCUCGGAAAAAGUGCCGGUCCUGAACAUUGCUGUGAUCCUGGGACGCACGCGCUACAUCUCCGACCGGGACAUCCGGGCGCUGUGGAGCAAGGAGGACCCCAUCGACGUCAACGUGGUCACACUGCUGGUCAACGAGACCGACCCGAAAAGCAUCAUCACUCACAUGUGCGACCUGAUGUCCGGGACCAAGAUCCACGGCGUGGUGUUUGGGGAUGGCACCGACCAGGAGGCCAUUGCCCAGAUUUUGGAUUUUAUUUCCUCGCAGACGCUUAUACCCAUCCUCGGCAUCCAUGGAGGGUCGUCCAUGAUCAUGGCUGAUAAGGAUGUGAAGUCGACAUUCUUCCAGUUCGGCGCCUCCAUCCAGCAGGAGGCUCUGCUGAUGCUGAACAUUAUGGAGGAGUACGACUGGCACAUCUUCUCCAUCGUCACGUCAAAGUUCCCUGGCUACCAGGAGUUCAUCAACAUCCUGAAAACGACCGUGGACAACAGUUUUGUAGGCUGGGACCUGCAGAAUAUCAUCACUUUGGACGCAGUGGAGGAAGACAGCCGGUCUCAGAUCAUGCUCAAGAAGGUCCAGUCCCCCGUGGUCCUACUCUACUGUUCCAAGGACGAGGCGGUCUACAUCCUGGAGGAGGCUCGCUCUCUGGGCCUCACCGGGUUUGGAUACAUCUGGAUUGUGCCGUCACUCACCACUGGCAACCCGGAAAUAACGCCAGAGGAGUUCCCAUCGGGAAUGAUUUCAGUGUCAUACGACGACUGGGACUACCCGUUGGAGGCGCGUGUCCGUGAUGGUCUGGGGAUCAUAACGUCAGCAGCGGCAGCCAUGUUGGAGGAGUAUGGCGACAUCCCCGAAGCCAAAACAUCCUGUUACGGGCAGAUGGAGAAGACGACCAAGCUGCCACCCAGCGCGCUACAUAAGUACAUGAUGAAUGUGACAUGGGAUGGCAGAGACUUGUCAUUCACUGAAGACGGCUACCAGGAAAACCCAAAGCUGGUGGUCAUUGUUCUCAACAAGGACAGGGAGUGGGAGAAGAUGGGAAAACUGGACAACGGCAGCCUGACACUGAAGUACCCGGUGUGGCCGCGCUUCAACUCCUUCGGUGAUGCCGAGCUUGACGACAACCACCUGUCCAUUGUCACUUUAGAGGAGAAACCUUUCGUUAUAGUGGAGGACGUGGAGAGGCUCACCGGAACAUGCAUGAGGAACUCCGUCCCCUGCAGAAAGCAUAUCAAAGACAACACAACAGAGGCUGGUGGGACGUACAUCAAGAAGUGCUGCAAAGGCUUCUGCAUCGAUAUUCUGAAGAAAAUUGCCAAAUAUGUAAAGUUCACCUAUGACCUGUACCUGGUAACCAAUGGCAAGCAUGGCAAGAAGAUUAACAAUGUCUGGAAUGGGAUGGUGGGAGAGGUGGUCUAUAAGAAAGCCGUCAUGGCCGUCGGAUCUCUGACGAUCAAUGAGGAGCGUUCUGAGGUCAUCGAUUUCUCCGUCCCGUUCGUGGAAACCGGGAUCAGCGUCAUGGUCUCCCGUAGCAACGGAACCGUCUCCCCGUCAGCCUUCCUCGAGCCAUUCAGUGCAUCAGUGUGGGUGAUGAUGUUUGUGAUGCUCCUACUGGUGACUGCAAUGGCUGUUUUCAUGUUUGAGUACAUCAGUCCUCUGGGCUUUAACAGAAACUUGGCACAGGGAAAAGACCCCCACGGCCCUUCCUUCACCAUGGGCAAGGCCGUGUGGCUGCUUUGGGGUCUGGUCUUCAACAACUCUGUGCCAGUGCAAAACCCGAAAGGCACCACCAGUAAGUUCAUAGUGUCUGUGUGGGCCUUCUUCGCUGUCAUCUUCCUGGCCUCCUACACUGCCAACCUGGCCGCCUUCAUGAUCCAGGAGGAGUUUGUCGACCAAGUCACCGGGCUUUCUGACAACAAGUUUCAGAACCCGUAUGCAUACUCGCCUCCGUUCCGCUUCGGGACGGUUCCAAAUGGAUCCACAGAGAGGAACAUCAGGAAGAACUACCCUGCCAUGCACCAGUACAUGGUGAAAUAUCAUCAAACUGGCGUCCAGGACGCACUGGUCAGCCUCAAAACAGGUAAACUGGACGCCUUCAUCUAUGAUGCUGCAGUGUUGAACUACAUGGCCGGCAGAGAUGAAGGAUGUAAGCUGGUGACCAUUGGCAGCGGGUACAUCUUUGCUACCACUGGUUACGGCAUUGCUCUGCAGAAAGGGUCCUACUGGAAACGGCAGGUGGAUCUGGCUAUCCUGGCCAUCAUCGGAGAUGGUGAAAUGGAGGAACUAGAAGCCCAGUGGCUGACAGGAAUUUGCCACAAUGAGAAGAACGAGGUGAUGUCCAGUCAGCUGGAUGUGGACAACAUGGCUGGGGUCUUCUACAUGCUGGCCACAGCCAUGGGGCUCUCCCUAAUCACCUUCGUCUCUGAGCAUCUCUUCUACUGGAGGCUCAGAUACUGUUUCACUGGGGUCUGCUCCGGCACGCCGGGUCUUCUUUUCUCCAUCAGUCGGGGAAUCUGGAGUUGCAUCCAUGGAGUCCACAUUGACAUGAAGAAAAAAACAGAUCUGGACUUUAGCCCUCAGGACAAAAUGCUUAAGCUCAUCAAGUCAGCCAAACAGAUGACCAACAUAUCUAACCUGGGUGGCUCGCGCAUGAACUCACCCAAACGUGAGUUCAUGCACUCAGCUGGCCCGAUGAUCAUGGAUAUGAUGGCAGAGAAGGGCAACUUCAUCUAUGCUGACAACCGAAGCUACGCUCCCAAAGACAUGAUCUAUGGGGAUACGGGUGACCUGCAGUCGUACCUUGCUAACCGCCACAAAGACCACCUUAACAACUACAUCUUCCAGGGAGGCCAGCAUCCUCUGACCCUGAAUGAUGCCAAUCCCAACACAGUAGAGGUGGCAGUGAGCGCUGACGCAGUCCAGACCAAUGCCAAGCCGCCCCGGACCCUGUGGAAGAAGUCAGUGGACACGCUCCGUUCAGUGCCACCUGGGCCCCCUCCGAUGCCCGACAUGCUGAUGCCAGACCCACGUAUGUCGAUGAAGACACAGCGCUACCUCCCUGAGGACACAGCCCACUCUGACAUCUCCGACUGCUCCAGCAGGGCAGCCUCCUACAAGGACCCAGAAAACAACAAGCACCUGAAGCCCAAGGACAACUUAAAAAAAAGAUCGGUGACGUCAAAAUACCCAAGGGACUGCAGUGAGGUGGAGCUGUCCUACUUAAAGACUAAGCAGGUCAGCGGCGGAACCAACCAAACCGGUAGAGGGGGAGGAGGAGGAGGAGGAGGGGGAGGAGGAGGAGGAGGAGGAGAGAAAAUCUACACCAUCGACUCAGACCGAGAGCUGAGCCUGCACUCAGACCCCAUUCACUACCGCGAGAGUCGUGGCCUCGCUGCAGACGAUUUGGAUUACCCUGAGAUCUACUCUGACCACAGCGACAACUUUAGGAAGUGUGAGCAGCCCAUCAUUCAUCUGAAUUCCUCGCCUUUGCAUCACACAGACUCAGAUCUUCUACCAGACCCAACUUACUCUAAACACUACAACGUGAAAGAGAAAAACCUGUCCCCACAUGAAUCCAUUGAUCGCUACAAACAGACACACUGCCGUUCCUGCUUGUCCAAAGUGACCGCUAGCUACCCACCAGCAGGGCCGUACACGCCUACUGCCUCUGCCGCAGCUUCUGCCACACGCUCACCCUAUAAUCGGUGUGAAGCAUGCAUCCACAUGGCCAACCUGUAUGACAUUAGUGAGGACCAGCUCCUCACAGACCCCUUGGUCAGUCCCACCAUGCACCACCAACAGCAGCAGCAGCAACCAGACGAAAUGUUUGGUCUGUAUUGGCCACAGACGGAUGGGCCACAUGUCCAAAAGAGAAACCGCUUGAGGCUCAGUCGUCAGCAUUCCUUUGACAACAUCAUGCUAGAAAAGCCCAAGGAUGUAGACCUGGGCCGACCGGCGCGUAGCGUCAGCCUCAAGGAGAAGGACCGCUUCCUGGACUCCGCAUCUGACUCGCAUUAUGCGAACCUCUUCGGCAUGCGUCCCUACUCCGGAAGACUGUUUGGCACCGGCUCCAAAUCAAUGCUGUUUAACCACAACCUGGAGGAGAGCAAGAGGAGCAAGUCCCUGUACCCGGCCCAUGGCUCGGAAAACCCUUUCCUCAGCCACUCGCUGAGGGAUGACACCAGCAGCAGACUGGUCCAUGGGCGUAGCUCCUCUGAUAUUUACAAACAGCUGGCGGUGGCUUCACCUGCAGCGGUCCUUGGAGCGGCCCCCAUCAAAACACGCAACGAUGCGAACAAUCUCCGCUCUUCCGUUAAAUCCACCACUUCAUACUGCUCACGGGACGGGCGGAUAGCUAAUGACAUGUACAAUAAAGAGCAUGUGAUGCCUUACUCAGCCAAUAAGACUAGUGCAUACCCGGCCCCACGCGGUGUCCUAAACUCAGCCCAGUUCAGCAAUAGACGGGUCUAUAAAAAAAUCCCCAGUCUGGAGUCAGAUGUUUAG